This is a messenger RNA of Hippoglossus stenolepis (Pacific halibut), 2518 nucleotides long. RefSeq names its product tetraspanin 4b (gene tspan4b). Gene Ontology annotation, cellular component: membrane. Lineage: Eukaryota; Metazoa; Chordata; Actinopteri; Pleuronectiformes; Pleuronectidae. The transcript has 8 exons. The record is from RefSeq and is a predicted model, not a curated record. Bases 556 to 1254 code for a protein of 232 amino acids.
CCCCAGAGGGGCUCUGUAAAAUCCACCAUUUUGUCAGGAAAGAACGUUUCUGUCGUUAUAUGUGUAGUUGCUUGCAUAUGUGCUUUUUCAGCCACGAAAGGGAAAAUCACCAAGACAUAGGUCAUAGUAUUCAAAGUUUUUAGAACAAAGAGACAAAAAGUGUAAUGUGAAACAGGCUGAGCUUUCGUGGCUGUGGGCUGGAGGAGGGACAAGAGGGAGGAACACACAGAGAGGCGGGCAACAACACAGACAUCUGGAAAUAAUUGGGGAGAGUAGGGGGGAGGGAGGGAGAGAGAUCUGUUUACAAAAGGGAACAAAACAAAUUCUGGACUUACAUGUAAGUGUCAGAAUUGGGGAUGGAGACAACUGGAGAAAGCACGCGACACAGUCUACCAGUUACGAAUAAUAUAGAAGAGUAGAAAAAGAAGAUAAAGCCUAGUUCACAGUACAAUACAAAGGAGAUCUGAAAGCAAAGAUCAAACCCAGGGAUUGAAGGAAGCAGUAGUUACAAAGAGGAGCUUGGACAAUACAAGACAACUGACACUCAUCCUCAGGAUGUCGGUGUCUCAGAGGUGUUUGUGCUGUGUCAAAUAUUUGAUGUUUGUCUUAAACCUUAUCUUCUGGCUAGGAGGAUGUGGCCUAUUUGGAGUUGGAGUAUGGCUGUCCUUCACACAGGCAGAGUUUUCCUCUCUUCCUCUGUCCUUUCCAUCCCUCUCAGCUGCCAAUCUGCUGCUAGUUGCUGGUGGCAUAACCAUGGUCACUGGCUUCCUGGGUUGUCUUGGAGCCCUCAAGGAGCAGCGCUGCCUGUUGUUCAUGUUCUUUGUGAUCCUUUUGCUCCUUGUCCUGACAGAGGUGACUCUAGUGUUGGUUAUACACAUCUUCCAUGACAAGCUGGAUUCCAAAGCACAACGUGAAUUAAAGGAAGGUAUGAAGAUUUAUAAAUCAAAACCUGGACUGAAGAAAUCCUGGGACAAUGUGCAGAAAAUGUUCAAAUGCUGUGGAGUAACAAACAAAACAGACUGGUAUGAUGUGCUGAAUGGAACGCUACCCUCAUCCUGCUGCUCUGUUGGGAUGGAAAAGUGCAUUGACGGAUGGAGUGAGCCGUGCUAUCAGAAGGCCAGGCAGUGGCUGCUUAUUAACAUCCCCUCAGUCCUGGUGUUUGGAGUCUGUAUUGGUGUUGUACAGAUAUUGGCUCUGGGGUUCUCCAUGCUGAUGUACUGUCAAAUUCUGUGUGCAGAGAAGCACUUGGACUAAGUGCAGACCAGAUGUUCGCUCUCCUGUAUUAUCACAAUCUCCUCAAGGAUCUAAAUUUGGGUUACAAAUUCCCUGUAGGAUUCCCCUCAAAUCCCCUCAAAACACGUAAUAGACAUGGGGCAGUAUAAACAAAGCCAGCAACAGACUGAGGAAGAAGAGUUGACAGAAAAUGAUGAGCAAUGCUGGUUGUCUUUAUACCAGUCAUAUGAAUUUAAUAUCAUGCACCUCACCACAGCUCAACAAUGAUGUUUUGUUUUAUCUGUGUCAUCCUUCAGCUGCCAGCCAUAACAAGUCACAAUUACCUAAAUGCAUUGCUCCUCCAGGGAAACACGGCUCCAAUGUCCUCUUAAUACUUAACAAAACAAAUAUCUGCCUCUUCUUGUUUUACAGCAUCUUGUUUCUUUUUUAGGACAUGCAAUAAGAUUAACCUAAUCAUUAACCCCAACCGGAUGUCAAGAGUGAAAGAGAGUAAACCUGAAUCAUCUGGUUGUGUGUUAGGGCAAGCAUUAUGAUGGGGGAAAUGCUUUUUGAAAAGCAGGCACCACUGUAAAACAAAACAGACAGAGAGAAAACACUGAAAGAAGAGAAAAUAGUUUAUGGAGCACUUUGUUAAUAAUUUCAGGCCUUGCAUCUUAUGCACUUUGAAUGUGUCUGCUUUAGUGACUCUACAGCCACUCUUAUUUCAAUCUAAUUUAUCUAACCAUUAUCCUUUAUUGUCCGUAUUUACCAUAUAAGUCUAUCGAACCUUAUAUUUUUCAUUGGAGCAUAUACAUAUAGAUUAUCUGUUAAGGCUCAACAGCCAGAUAUGGCAGUAGUAUUGUAUUAUAGACUAGUAACGAUGUUGCAUGCCUGUUCAAAAUGUGCAUGAUGGUGCGUGGCACAAUGACAAAAAAUAGCCAGAAUGGAUUGACACUUCCUAGCAGUGGAAUGAUUUAGGCUGGCCCUGUCUUCUUGUGAACUAAAUUGGCUGUUUUAUUCAGUUUGGUUGAUUUAAGAAAAUAAACCACUUCUGGAAGAGCGGUAAGGCUUAAAAAUGACCACAGCCUAAAGAAGCUUGUUUCUCUGUGCCACUAGCAAAAAGGGAUAAAUAUAGAGAAGGAUACAGCUGCACUGACUGGCAUGUUCAUUCUUCGUGAUCAACAUAGACCCGUCAAGAGCUUUGUAAAACUAUGCCAUGAAUAGGUCUGUAUUUACUGAUUUUGCUUUGUUGAUGAUCAGCUGAGAUUAAUAAAUGUUCAAAAUAAUAAAGGAACAUAUCAAUGCA